AUGACCCAGGGUUCCGAGGGGAAACGCGAAGCCCCUGCCACCUGUUCCGAACGCACCGACCAACGGUUGACUGAGUGUAAGUCGAUCAGCCAUCAGAUCCGGGAAUGUCCUGGGAUCACCCCCGAAGUGAUCAAGCAACUGCUAAGAGCGCACGGAAGUACGUUCGAACGUGGUCGGAGCGGCGAGAAAGAAGCCCCGGGAGCACCUGGUGGCCGCGUGGCGAUGGAGGAGACGGAUGUCCCGGACGCGAAACGGCCUGAGCUCCCGACUAUUGUGGCCUGUUUUCUGCGCUAUUGGCUGCGGGAGCUCCCCGAGAAUACGGUCAUGUGUCCGAUGGAACUACGACCGUACGGGGCGGACAGCCAAGUGAUUACUGUGACGAAACAAGUUCGCCUGGGCAGCCUGGAAUUCAAGACCACGUGUGGGCCGCUGAUGUUGCGAGGGCUCCUGGUCUGUGUCGAUGAAACCGUAGCACCCGUUGAGCUGACGCUGGGUCUGCCUGUGAUGCAGAAGCUGGGCUACAAUGAGUACACACUGCUGAAGAAUGCACGCUGGCAGGAUGCCGUAUGGGAUUUCGGUGAGCAGACGAUCACGACUCCGGGAGUCGCGAUGCACCGUACCCUGUGGAUGGGAGCCUUGUCAGACGGUAUCGACGACGACGAAGGGAUGGCGUGUGCAACGCCAGAACAUGGAAAUGCGCCUGACGGCGAUGGUCCGGUGCGUAUUGUCCUGGAAGCCAAGGUGGCAGAGGCGUCUGUCGCGGGCAUGCCAAUAGCAGCUGUCGAGCAGCUCCGGGACGUGUUCCGGCUGAAAUUCGGGAAAGACCCGCCGGUCAAAGUGGAACCGUUGAUGCUCCUCAAGGAAGGGGUUGCCGGAGAAGUCGGAACUGCGGCGCUACCCUCCCACCCAUAUGGCGUUAUUGGAAAAGCAUGUCCGGGAGCUGGUAGAAGCGGGUCUGGUGUACCGCAACACUAG
Aphanomyces astaci is the source of this 975-nucleotide messenger RNA. RefSeq lists its product as hypothetical. The record is from RefSeq and is a predicted model, not a curated record. The transcript has 2 exons. The coding region runs from base 1 to 975 and encodes 324 amino acids. Lineage: Eukaryota; Oomycota; Saprolegniomycetes; Saprolegniales; Verrucalvaceae.